AUGAACCCAUCUAUCCAUAACCCACUCUCCCACUCACUCACCUUCUUCGACCUUAUGUGGUUCAAACUCCCCCGCGUCACAGAGAAUGUCGCUUGGAAGAUUCCAAUGCUGCUUCAGUCGGGUCACAUUCCAGGUCGGCCCGGGGAAAAAGGGUUAGGUUUCGGGUGGGGCAUACUGGAGAAAGGGGAGAUCGUGUUCAAUACGAUCAAGGCGCAUUGUCAAGAAGAUUGGCUUCUCUCUCAAGAAACACGAAAUGAAUGUUAUGACUGA
Molecule: messenger RNA, 270 nt
Organism: Microthlaspi erraticum
Lineage: Eukaryota; Viridiplantae; Streptophyta; Magnoliopsida; Brassicales; Brassicaceae
Source: the annotation of a GenBank genome assembly